UAUAACAAAUGUUUAACAUGCGAGUGUGGACUGGCCAGCAAGUUGGCCCAAAGUCUUGCCCCUAAGGCCUGUCAGUGUCAGAGUCAAAACCAUACCAUGACUGUCGGCCUCUUUGCCUUCAACAACAGGCAGCCAUCACGGGCAUCCUGUGCAAGGACUGUUUCCGGUUUGUGUAUCCACUCACAUUUAAUGCAAAUAUUUGCCUUAUUAACAUGGCCAGCCCCUCAAGACGCUCGCGAUAUUUUCAACUGCCGCCCAAACGUAUGCAACAAAAUAUAUAACCUCAACUUAUGCUAAUGCCACGGCCAAAGAAGACAGUGGAGAGGGUUGAGUCCGUUGAAUGUUUGUGUUAAUUCAAAUGACAUUAUUUAAUGCAUAGUACACGAAACAUAGCGCUAAGUGUGCUUGUCUCAGUGUGCGUUUGUGUGUGCGUGAAAAGAAAGUGUUUUAAUUUAAUGUGUUAACCGCUUGCAUAAUUCGUCGAAAAGUGACAAAAAGUGAAUUUAGUCACGCUUUAAUUUUAAUAGUGUUAUAUAAACUAAGCAUGCCCGGCCAGAGGCAACAAUUACUCGUAUGUCUAAUAAUAACUGACUCAAAUGGCAGUUCAAUUCGCAUAUAUCAAUUAUGGUUCGCAGGAGAGUUGAAAUACACGCCUAAGACACAAUCUCUCGAUGCCUGCAAGACUCUUUUCCAGUGGUUAACAACAAUAACAAUAACAAGAACAUCUACGAUGGAAAUCGAUAUUUGUCAGAGACGUACCAAUAAUGAAAUUCGUGAUUUUGCUAUGCGUGCUAAGUGCGCUGCUGCUGCAGAUUGAGGCGUCGCCGGUGCAGCUGCUGUCGAGAAGCGAAAGGGCCGUAGCCCGCCAGCAGGCGGUCAACAAUGAGGUGGCACCGGCGGCGGCACCGGCCAGCGAAGAUGACGAUGACGACGAUGAGGAUGAUGACGAUGAUGAGCCGGAUUUGGGCGACUUAGUUGAUGACGAUGAUGUUAUUUUGCUUUCGGGGUUUACAGAUGAUGACGAUGAGGAAGAUGAUGAUGAUGAGGAAGAAGAUGACACGCCACAAGGUCAAGCAGCGCCAGCAGCGACCGCCAGCGAUGAUGAUGACGAAGAGGAUGACGAUGAUGAUGACUACUUGGAUAGGCUCUUCGAUGAUAUUUUGGGCGAUGAUGACGAUGAGGACGAUGAUGACGAGGUGGCGCCUGCUGCCAGCGCUCAGCAGAGCCCUGCUGCCGCUGCGCCCGCACAGGCUCUGGAGGAAGUCGCGCCUGCCGCUUCAAGUGGCUCGCUGAGCUCCGGCAUUUCUGAUGGUGUCGAUUUGCCCGCGGAGAGCGGCAAUGCUGCUGAGCCAAUAGCGGCCGGCAACACUGUCGAGGAUGUGGCUGCAGCUGCAGCGCCCGCCCAGACGGCGAGCAACAGCAACAACGAAGGUGCGCUGACAGGUGACGACGAGGAGUCUGACGACGAUGACGAUGAUGACGACGAUGAUGAUAUUAUUGGCGAUGACGUCAUCGAGGCCAGACGCGAAGCACGUGAUCUGAAAAACAACGUCAUUGACAUGUCAACGGAUGCAUUCCAAGCGCGCCAUAAUCAUUUCAUUGAUGCCAUAUUCUCUCGCAUAAAUCGCAUUGUGGCCGACAAUUACGAUCCGUUUGUGGUACGAUUGGCCGGUCGCUCGGCCACGCCCACCUAUGGAAGCGCUGGCGUGAAGACAACAACAAAGACCAAGGGAAAUGCUAACCACAAGGCAACAACUCACAAAAAACUCAAGAACACCCGCUCGGAGCCGCGCACCGCCAGCAGCACGGAGUCCGUCAAAUUGCAGGAGCAAUUGACGCAAUUACAGACAGAACUUGGUGUCAAAGCCAUCGAACAGCAGGCGGUGGAGGAGCAAAGGCAACAGGCCAUGGCAUCCGGCUCUGGCAAAGCGGAAACUCGCACCGUGUUCAAUGGGGAGCAGGCAAGCGUCAAAGCCAACCAAAAGAAAUCCACGGCCGGACAGCAGCAGACGGCGCAUAAACACAACACGAAAAAGGCAGCGGCUGCGGCGGCACUGAAGGCGGGAAACGCGAACUACAAUCAGCCAGCCGGCGUGGGGGCAUCCAAGGCGGGUACGGAAGUGGAGAAGCUGCAAAAAGCCGAAGGCAGUCUGUCCGGUCUGGCGUCACUGAAACGUGUGGGCAAUGUGAAGGUGAUCAGCGAUGCGGAAGGGCGCAAUUCGACCAUUAAGGCCAGAUUUACGCUGGGCCCAUUGACUCUGCGCGUGGAGAAGUCCUUUAAGCGGGGCAGUGUGCGCAACGUGAAAAGCGCCACGGCCAGGACCAACGAGAUGAUCGGCCGCAUCAAGUUCAGUGUGCUGGAUGAUCGGGCCACCUUGAUGUCAAUCAAGGUGCAGCAGCCCAAGCAGGUGGAGGUGGAGAGCAAGGACAAUCACGACCGAACCCGCGAAUUCGUCUGGCGUCGCACACCCAAAAUUGCCAAAUUGGUCAAUGAGAAGCUCAAAUUGGCAGCCGAGUCCCUCUUUACGCCGCAGGGCGUUGAAGUUGUGAGACUCUAAGGGGCAGACAAUUGCCAUCUUUUGCACAGCCAGAUCAAUGUAGUCUUAAACCUAAUUUUAAUGUCUAAUUUAUUUAUUUAAUUUAUUUGCUCACUAUUUACUAUUCACUAUUAAUAACUCAAUUAUUUCUCUCGCAA
This is a messenger RNA of Drosophila virilis, 2695 nucleotides long. The record is from RefSeq and is a predicted model, not a curated record. Lineage: Eukaryota; Metazoa; Arthropoda; Insecta; Diptera; Drosophilidae.